UGUAGCCGCACACAGCCAGUUGAACUAUCGGUGGACAGACAGAUCGUACGCUAAAUUUUAACAAAGAAACUGCUUGCCGUGCAAUCUAUUUUACAGUCUUUAAAUUGGACAUAUGUUAAAAGGUUCAGUGUUGUCUUCGAGUCUACUACAUAUCUAUACACUGGUAUCAUCGCGAAAAUAAAAUGAGUUCGGAGUCAAAUAGCUCUGGCGAUAAUAGUAUCGAAAUGAUUAAACGUGGAGAGAACCGAAGUACGGAGACAGACACGAGAGGAGGCUGGAAAGGCCGAAUGGACUUCAUCCUCACAUGCAUUGGCUAUGCUGUCGGGCUUGGCAACAUAUGGAGGUUUCCAUAUCUCUGCUACAAGAGCGGAGGGGGUGCAUUCUUCAUUCCUUAUUUUAUAUUCCUGCUGUUAUGCGGUUAUCCACUUUUCUUUAUGGAGGCUAGCUAUGGUCAAUUUAGCAGUCUCAGCCCAAUAACCACAUGGAGAAUGAGUCCACUAUUCAAAGGUGUAGGGGUUGGCAUGGUGAUGGUUUCCGGGUUAGUUUGUGUUUAUUACAAUGUCAUUGUCGCUUGGACUCUUUACUACCUUUUUAUGUCCUUCCGGGCUGUGUUGCCAUGGAGUAGUUGUGGAAAUGACUGGAACACAGAAAAUUGCGUAGAUGGAUCUGAAAGAGUUGUAAUAAAUAGCACAUUGAGCAACUAUACUGUGAGCACCAUGUCCAAUAUUUCAAGUCAUAUCAUUACUGCAAAUGGCUCUCUUACACUCGGAUCUGCAAAGACAAGCCCAAGCGAGGAAUACUGGGAAAAUCAUGUGCUGGAACUGUCUGGAGGGAUUGAGGAAGCUGGAAUUAUAAGGUGGCCUCUACUGCUUUGUCUCAUAUUGGCGUGGUUCUUUGUUUUCCUGUGUCUAUUCAAGGGCGUUAAAGUGUUGGGCAAAGUGAUGCAUUUUGCUGCUCCUUUCCCAUAUUUGGUUUUAUUGGUUCUUCUAAUCCGAGGUGUGACAUUACCAGGUGCUAUGGAAGGCAUUAAGUUCUAUGUUUUCCCUAAAUGGGAGAAACUUGGAGAAUUCCAGGUAUGGGGAGAUGCAGCCUUACAGAUUUUCUACUCGGUCGGUAUGGGAUGGGGAGGCAUCGUCACUAUGGCCAGUUAUAAUAAAUUCAGUAAUAAUAUAUACAGAGAUGCCUUGAUUGUACCGAUAAUUAACUGCGGAACGUCUAUUUUUGCUGGAUUUGUCAUCUUUUCCGUCCUUGGGUUCAUGGCCCAUCAGACUGGAUCCUCAAUUGAAGAGGUGGUAAGCCAGGGUCCAGGUCUCACGUUUGUUGCGUAUCCUGCAGCUGUUGCUAAGCUACCGAUUUCUCCCCUCUGGGCGGUGCUAUUCUUUCUCAUGUUGUUUACUAUCGGCGUUGACAGUCAGUUCGGUAUGGUUGAGACGUGCAUCACUGCGUUCCUGGAUACUUUCCCAAAGACUCUAAGGAAAAGACGAGUACUUGUCUCUGCAAUCGCCUGCAUAAUCGAGUGUCUUCUUGGGCUCCCUUUGAUUACGCAGGGUGGAAUAUACGUCCUACAGAUCAUCGACUGGUAUUGUGCUAGUUUCUCGCUGAUGCUGAUAUCACUUACAGAGGUCCUUGUCAUCGCCCAUGUUUACAAGACAGAAAGAUUUAUGGCAGACAUUGAGUUCAUGAUUGGCUUCAAACCACAUGCAAUCUGGAUAUACCUUUGGAAAUAUGUUACACCAGCUGUUAUCGUGUUUAUCUGGCUAUUCAGCGUGAUUACCUUAGGCCCUGUGACAUAUGACGGACGUUCGUACCCACAAUGGGCUAUUGUAUUCGGAUGGUGUCUGGGUGUUUCAUCAGUGCUGCCAAUUCCGGGACUCAUUAUCUUCCAGAUACUCCAGGAGAGAGGUUCACUUCGUCAGCGAAUCACAAAAUUGAUGAAACCAUCGGAGGAAUGGGGACCUAGUGUUCAAGAAGACAGAGAUAGAUAUUUCAAACAUCUGGCACUUCAAAAGAGGACGGACCUUACGGCCCUACAUAUUGAAGAAGAUGGUGAAACGGAAAAACAUAUGUUUCUUCCUUCAAGUGAAAAAGACAGCAUACCAGUGUGACGGGAGCAUGUGACGUUACCAUAGUAACAAGAACAUUUCAAUCACUGAAAAACGAACAUGAUCUGAAAAUUCGUCGCUUUAGUAGAUAAGGACCUGGGUCCAGCUGUUGUCAAUGCAAGUAAUUUCCCUUGAGUUUUAGUUCCCCACAAAUAGGUAGCUGCUUCCAAAACACCAAUUAUCCUCUGAAAAUACAACAAACAUCAAUUGUUGUAUUAAUGUGAUAUUGUGGACAUUUGUAUUAACGACUCGAGAGAAAAAAUAGAAUUCACAAAACUGGUGCCCAGUAUCGUAGUAAAUCAAGUUGAUGAGAAGAGAUUCCUUUAUAGGGCGAUAUUUUACCUUGUUUUACUUAUGUUUUCACAUUUGCUGGCCGUUAUAAAUUGUGUUCAUUACUUUUAUACAAAACGAUGUCUCCUAUGUUGAUAAUCUGCUAUUCGAUAGAAAUCCAAGCCAAGUUAGCAACCAACUAAAUACAUUUACUACAAGUUUAUACCAGAUUGCAAGACAGUAUUAAUUUUACCUUUCAAUGAUUCCUACUUCAAUACAAAGCUAACACAUUGAGUAAAAUAAAAUUUUGCUCAUAUGGUUUAUUUAUUUCAAAUCAUCAGCAUUUAGCAUAUUUCGCGUAGAUUUUAAGAUUUGCAUUCAUCAGGCUGAAGUAUUUCCCAAAUGUAUAUUAUAUUAUAUUUUCAUGAUAUCCAGCAUUAGUGGAGAGAGUGGUUUUGAAUUUGCUGUACAAUCAAUAUUUUAAUAUGAACUACAAAGAAACAUCCACAUAUCAUAGUUGAUGUAUAACAUAUUUGUAAUGAAUUAUUCUAAUGUGAUUUUAAGUGAUGUAUCAAAGCGCUAUAUACCAAAGAUGAGGCGACCUUUACCAAGCAGAUCUAGUCUUUUUCAUGUUGGACCAGUGAUACAUAACGUGAUGAGUUUGAUAUGUUAUAAUCCAAAUAAAAUACAUUUCUCGAUACAUUUAAUGUUGAUUGUGAAUUUCAGUAAUGUAAGAAAUAAAAUGUUUUCAUUUUUAAGUUGAUAUAUAAAAUAUGGAUUCUUAAAACUGCCUAAAUCGCACGUUUUGUAAUAGGGACAUUACAAUUUGUACAUAAUAAUUAUGACGUCAUUCUUCAUGUAAUGCAGAAUAUAUUUUAUAGAUUGUUGUAUCAAAUUUUUGACUAAAUGUUGUUGGGUAUUGUAUGUUGUAUAUAUUUGCUUAGCUUUUUUGUUGCGGGGAGGGGGACUAGCAUAUGUAAUCCGAUUACAUUUCAAAUCAAAAUUAAGCAUAAGUAUAUAUGUUGUUCGAAAAAAUAAUACACGUUUUGUCGAGGAGAUAUUUGUGAUUACAGAGAUCAACAUUCCAUUUACUACAAACAGAGUUACCUAAUUAAUCUCUUACUUAUCUCUCAUUCGGAUAUCUCGAAUAAUCAAUUUAUAUCGAAGUAUAAUGCUAUUUAUAUUUUUCGCAUGCCGAAAAAUGCGGUAGCAAACCGCGUUCUGAAAAAAACCGUAUUAAGGCCUUAAGAUGUAAUGAAUGAAAUACAGAUGUAGGUUUUGCGAUUUCUUUGAAAUAUAUUUAAGCGUAGAUGGAACAAACGGAUUAGGAUUAAGUUUUUAUAACAUUACAAUUACUCUCUCAAAAUACACCCAUUAAACUGGGAGUUAGUAUAUUGGUCACAAUAAUUUUUUGUAACAUUAUAAGUACCCUCUACAAAAUAUACUCAUUAAUCUUGGAGUUAGUAUAUUGGUCACAAUAAGUUUUAUAACAUUAUAAUUACCCUCUCAAAAUAUACUCAUUAAUCUUGGAGUUAGUAUAUUGGUCACAAUAAGUUUUAUAACAUUAUAAUUACCCUCUCAAAAUACACCCAUUAAACUGGGAGUUAGUAUAUUGGUUGCAAUAAGUUUUUAUUACAUUACAAGUACCCUCUCAAAAUACACCCAUUAAUCUUGGAGUUAGUAUAUUGGUCACAAGAAGUUUUUAUAACAUUAUAAUUACCCUCUACAAAAUACAUCCAUUAAACUGAGAGUUAGUAUAUUGGUCACAAUAAGUUUUUAUAAUAUUACGUUUUCGUGUCGAUGUGAUUGUUUGUAUGCUGCUGCUAUUGUUGUAUAUAGUAUACUGACUGUAUAUCUAUACUCACUUACAUCCUUAGAAUAGUCUAAUGUAUUAUAUAUAUAUAGAUGUAUAAUUACAAAAAAGGGCAAAGAUAUUAUCUUGAAAGAAUUUAAAGUUUAGUGGUACAUGUAAAUGAAUAAGGAAUUUGGUGCUAGUUUGCCCGAUCAAAUGUGAAGAAUAUCAAUUAAUUGAUACGUAAGUGUAAAAAGACAUUAAGUGUUAGCAGACACUUUACAUCAAGCGUAACAUGGGAAAAUAGGGCAUUUCAUAAUUCGUUAACUACUAGUGAAACACACGCAAUGUCAGUAUAACAUUUUAAUCCUUUGUAUGUACAAAAAUGCUUAAUGUCGACAAGUCCAUCAAAUUUUCUACAAUUAUCUACCGCAUCUUUGAUAAUGUCUCUGAUUAUUCAAGUUUAAAGUGUAGAAAAUGAAAAUUGUAACUUACCAAAGAAAUAGUUAAAAUUAAAUGUUUCUUAAAAUUGAACUAUAUAUUUACACAUUUUUGUUUAACGGUUCGAUAUUGUGUAGGUAUACAUAUUGACAUGGAUCUGAAGAAUUAUUUUGCCAUCACAGUAUGUACAUAAUAUGUUAGUUUGUAUAUAAGCAUCUUUGCUAUUAUUUGUAACUAUCAAUAUAUCAGGUUACUUUCCAUUUUCCUCUUUUCAUGUCAUCAUUUUAAGUAAAAUAAUACCUUUAGAAAAACUGGUUUUGAGAAGAUUAUUCUUAAUAAUAAUGUGAAAUGAAACACUGCUUACUGAUUAUCUGGUAAUAUUAACAGAUUUUCUGGUAAUAUUUACUGAUAAUCUAGUAAUAUUUACUGAUAAUCUGGUAAUAUUUACUGAUAAUCUGGUAAUAUUUACUGAUAAUCUGGUAAUAUUUACUAUCUGGUAAUAUUUACUGAUAAUCUGGUAAUAUUUACUGAUUAUCUGGUAAUAUUUACUGAUAAUCUAGCAAUAUCUACUGAUUAUCUGGUAAUAUUUACUGAUAAUCUGGUAAUAUUUACUGAUAAUCUGGUAAUAUUUACUGAUAAUCUGGUAAUAUUUACAGAUUAUCUGGUAAUAUUUACAGAUUAUCUGGUAAUAUAUUUACUGAUAAUCUGGUAAUAUUUACUGAUAAUCUGGUAAUAUUUACAGAUUAUCUGGUAAUAUUUACUGAUAAUCUGGUAAUAUUUACUGAUAAUCUGGUAAUAUUUACAGAUUUUCUGGUAAUAUUUACUGAUAAUCUAGUAAUAUUUACUGAUAAUCUGGUAAUAUUUACUGAUAAUCUGGUAAUAUUUACUGAUAAUCUGGUAAUAUUUACAGAUAAUCUGGUAAUAUUUACUGAUAAUCUGGUAAUAUUUACGGAUUAUCUGGUAAUAUUUACAGAUUAUCUGGUAAUAUUUACUGAUAAUUUAGUAAUAUUUACUGAUUAGCUGGUAAUAUUUACUGAUAAUCUUGUAAUAUUUACUGAUAAUCUGGUAAUAUUUACGGAUUAUCUGGUAAUAUUUACUGAUAAUUUAGUAAUAUUUACUGAUUAUCUGGUAAUAUUUACUGAUAAUCUGGUAAUAUUUACUGAUAAUCUGGUAAUAUUUACAGAUAAUCUGGUAAUAUUUACUGAUAAUCUGGUAAUAUUUACGGAUUAUCUGGUAAUAUUUACAGAUUAUCUGGUAAUAUUUACUGAUAAUUUAGUAAUAUUUACUGAUUAGCUGGUAAUAUUUACUGAUAAUCUUGUAAUAUUUACUGAUAAUCUGGUAAUAUUUACGGAUUAUCUGGUAAUAUUUACUGAUAAUUUAGUAAUAUUUACUGAUUAUCUGGUAAUAUUUACUGAUAAUCUGGUAAUAUUUACUGAUGAUCUGGUAAUAUUUACUGAUAAUCUAGUAAUAUUUACAGAUUAUCUGGUAAUAUUUUAAGCAUUUUUCUUUACUUUUUCUUGUUCCCUGAACGUUUUUAGUAAAUGCGUUUUUUUGUCUUUUUGAUUAUUAUUUCUGAAUGUAUGAUUGGAAUAAUAUGUUUUCAUCAUUAUUUAUUUUUGAAAGAACAAAGGAAUAUAACGUAGAUAUCAACUAAGAUUGAUGGACAAACUCAAACAUUUUGUUCCUUGCGGUAUAUUUGGCACAAAUCCACGAAUAAUCAUACCUACACAGCCUGGGAGUAUUUUGAUUGAUUAUUAUUCAAGAAAGGCAUAUAUAGUUGUUUUACUCUGUUGUUCAGAUCAAAUGUCUCUUUUUUUUCUUCUUUUUUUUCAAACUAGAGAAUAUUUACUUAAGAUGAGGAAAGUACCUACAAUGCAAAGUAAUAACUUAAGUAUAAUGACAGGUCUGGGUAAUAAAUGGAUGUACGGUAUAAAGAUGUUAAUGAAUGGUUCCCCGGUGACUUUCACACAUUUUUCAUGAGUACGAAGCACGAGUGGACAAUAUCCGUAUAUUCCAUCAUACUAGUGAAAUCUAUUGUAUAUUCAUUGGGAAACAUUGCAUUUUCUUUUUAUCUUAUUUUUUAAUGAGAAACCAAAGAGAGAGAAAACUAUGCGUCGAAAAAGUAGAAAAAUCUGUGACGCCAUAUUCUUAUGGCGUUACGCUUGAAAACAUGACGCCAUUUUGAAUGGGCUGGUUAAAUCCUACGUUUUCUGCUCUUACCUGUUAUGUUUUGCUUGCAUAAAUAACUAUUGUCAAGUGAGUUUUUUCAUCAAAACCUGGAACGUUUAUUGCAGCGCAAUAAUCACUCAUUCUACCUACGCUUCGUUUAGAUCUGAACCGAAUAAUUGGCAGAUUUCAAUGGGGUGAAUAGAAAGUUCUGUUCUGAUUGGUCAAAAAACAAAAGUUAUGUUAUUACAGUGAUAAUAUAAGCAGUGAUAAUAUGAGUAUUUAUCAAGUUGAUAAUUUCUGAUAUUUCACUAAUCAAAAUGUAAUAAUAAGACAAAUACGAUAUAAUGACAAUUGUUAAGAUAUUUUCAGUAUAAAUUAAAUACCUUUAUAAUCACGACAAUCCAUUUAUUUACAGUAUAAGAAAUACUUUACAGUUUUAGUGAAUUUUAAUUAUUGUAAACAUUUACCUCAGUUUUUCGUUGUGCGUGAGUGCUUCAUUUUUUAUAAUUGUUAUUCAAUUAAUGGUCAGGUAAAGCCACAAAUUGCCAAAUGUACUUAAAACCAUAGCAUGAUUGAUUCAAUAACCAGGCCAUUUAAAGCUUGUUUAGUUUACUCAUUCAUCAAGGCUAAAACAUCCAUCGCCAUUGCCAGGACAAGUUUUAUUUUGUUUCAUUUCAAUAUUUUUUUUUUAAACCUUGAACUAUUUAACUCGAUGAAUAACCGCUAAACAUGCAGUGUUUUUUUUUUAUUUAACUACGCAUGCAAUGUAUCGAUGUUAAAAUUAAAUGGUUUGGCUCUCAUGGUUAAGCAUAAUAUACAUGUAAGCCCAUGUCCGUCCAGACUCAAAUUGUACUAUCAAAAAGAUACCCAAAUACAAUUUGACAGGGCGCGUUUUGUACGGGUCAAAUAUUCUAUCCCGUAAAUAAAAGAGAUAUAUAUUCUUUAAACUUGAGAUAAGGUAAUUCAUUUUUAAGUUAAUACUAUAGAUGAUACAAAGACGUUUGAAUUUAUUCUUAAUGAACCAAUUGCGUAAUUAUGGCAUGUUUCAAUGAAAAAGAAUCAGCAUUAGCAUUAAAAAUAGUCCAUCUUGUAAACAUAUACAAUUAAUUUCAAUGGUAUUAAUACCGAUCAAGUAUUUUUAUUAUGAAUUAAUAAAGAAAUAAAAAUGUGAAGAAGCUUA
Molecule: messenger RNA, 7954 nt
Organism: Pecten maximus
Lineage: Eukaryota; Metazoa; Mollusca; Bivalvia; Pectinida; Pectinidae
Product: sodium- and chloride-dependent glycine transporter 2-like
Exons: 14
Coding region: 183-2105 (640 amino acids)
Biological process (GO): sodium ion transmembrane transport
Cellular component (GO): membrane
Source: RefSeq, a predicted model, not a curated record